Molecule: messenger RNA, 3912 nt
Organism: Acanthopagrus latus (yellowfin seabream)
Lineage: Eukaryota; Metazoa; Chordata; Actinopteri; Spariformes; Sparidae
Gene: slc4a1b
Product: solute carrier family 4 member 1b (Diego blood group)
Exons: 16
Coding region: 621-3203 (860 amino acids)
Biological process (GO): bicarbonate transport; monoatomic anion transport; transmembrane transport
Cellular component (GO): basolateral plasma membrane; plasma membrane
Molecular function (GO): solute:inorganic anion antiporter activity; monoatomic anion transmembrane transporter activity; bicarbonate transmembrane transporter activity
Source: RefSeq, a predicted model, not a curated record
GUACAGUUAAUGAAUUAAAAUGCCGACCUUUCUUAUAUGUUUUGUUGAGUUGUGCGCUUAUGUAAUCCAGAAUGUUUCCAGCAGUGUUCAAGCCAGAGAAAUCAACAUGUUUAUUCGAGGUAACUCUGCCUUUCAUUUGGUUGCCUCUCGCUAUAACUUCCGGGAGCGAGGCAGAGAGUGACGAGGGAAGAAACAAGACUAAAAGAAAUGUAAAUAAAAAUGAAAAAACAUAACCUCAUGUUUGAACAUUUGUGCCUCAGUCAUGUCAGACAGAUUUAGUCAUCAGAUCCCACAUAGUGGUCGUCUAAUAGUUGUUUUCACCAGCAAGCCUUAAACUAACUUUUCCUUUAACCUUAAAAUAAUCUAAUUAAAAUGAAAGAUAUUUGUACUUUAAAUUUCCCUUCUUAUUCAGGUCAGAUAGACACAAAACAUUCAUAGAUUUGCUUAAACACUCUUCUCACAGUGACUCACACUGACAGGUAGGAAGCGGUCAGUGAAACCACAGUUGUUCACCACAUGAUUGAGCAAUGCUGGAGGGAGGUGCGAGUUUAUUUCAUCCACCUGCCCCGCUCAGAUUGUCACUUUCCAUCUCAAGACAAGCAUGCUGAUAUCCCACGCUCAUGUCCACAUCCACAUCCUGUUGUUUCCUCUGUGUGGCCUCAGAGCUGAAGGAGCUGAUGAAGGACCAGAAGCAGGAGAGCUACUGGCAGGAGAUGGGCCGAUGGGGCGGCUACGAGGAGAGCAUCGACCCUCAGUCCGGGAUGUGGGCGUCCUCGCACAUCUCCUACCUCACCUUCAGGAGCCUCAUCCAGCUGCGGCGCACCAUGAACCCAGGUGUGACCAUUUUCGACUGUGAAGAGCAGACCUUGGCCGGCAUCGCCGAGAAGAUGGUCAACGAGAUGGUGAACAAGAAUGAGAUCAGACCUGGAGACAAGGAAGGAGUGCUGAAAUCUCUGCUUCAAAACCGCAGCCAAUCAGUUGACCUAGAGAGCCAAGCCCUGACCGAUGGGGGGGACUUGAAGAAGUUUUCAGUCAAGGAAAGGGGGUAUGAAUCGGACCGCGUAGAGGCCUCUAUGGUGCUCGUGGGAGCCUUGGACUUUCUGGAAAAGCCCACGGUUACGUUUGUGCGUCUGAAGGAGUCGGUGGUGCUCGACUCGGCCUUGGAGGCUCCGGUGCCUGUGCGUUUCGUCUUCGUUCUGGUGGGCCCCAGCAAGACUGACAUGGACUACCACGAGACUGGCCGUGCCAUGUCAGCACUAAUGGCUGAUAAAGUCUUCAAUCAGGCAGCUUUUCAGGCAAAGAGCGCCCGUGAGCUGACCGACGCCGUCGCCGACUUCAUGGACUGCAGCAUCGUCAUCCCACCAACCGAGAUCCAGAAUGAAGCGGAGCUCACCUCGCUUAUAAGCUUUCAAAAGAAACUGCUGCAGGACCGGUUCCAGGCCCCUGAUACCACGCCCGGCCUGGACUCCAAGCCUCGCAGGCUCUCCAGCUCUUCAGGGUCUACACCUGAAGACCCUCUGUCCCGUACUGGCCGACCAUUUGGUGGGAUGCUUCGAGACAUAAAGAGGCGCUACCAAUACUACAAGAGUGAUAUGACGGAUGCUCUAAACUCCCAGGUUCUCGCUGCUGUCAUCUUCAUCUACUUCGCCGCCCUGUCUCCUGCCAUCACCUUUGGAGGACUGCUGGCUGAUAAGGUGGACAACAUGAUGGGUGUCCCAGAGCUCCUCAUCUCCACCAGCAUUCAGGGUAUCAUCUUCUGCUUCGUAGCUGCUCAGCCUGUCCUGGUGAUUGGUUUCUCUGGUCCUCUGCUGGUGUUUGAGGAGGCCUUCUUUGCAUUCUGCAAGUCUCAGGGCAUUGAGUACAUUGUGGGGAGAGUGUGGGUCGGAGUGUGGCUGGUCAUCAUCGUGGUGGUCAUCGUGGCCUGUGAGGGCAGCUUCCUGGUGCGCUACAUGUCCCGCUUCACCCAGGAAAUCUUCUCCAUCCUCAUCUCCCUCAUCUUCAUCUAUGAAACCUUUGCCAAGCUGGGGAGGAUAUUUAAGUCCCACCCGCUGAUCCUGAACUAUGACCAUCUCAACUCAAGUGUAGAAAAUCCAUGGCACCCAAUAGUGGAAGAGACAGUAUUGUUUGACAAUGCUACUGGCAACAGGACCGUUAAAAUCAACACAGUUAAGCCACCGUACCCCAACACUGCCCUGCUCUCCAUGUGCCUCAUGUUAGGCUGCUUCUUCAUUGCUUACUUCCUGCGGCAGUUCAAGAACGGCACUUUUCUUCCCGGGAAGGUCAGACGUUUGAUCGGGGACUUUGGCGUGCCUAUUUCCAUUUUCCUCAUGAUCCUUGUGGACUACAACAUUGAGGAUACCUACACUCAGAAACUAGUUGUUCCCAAAGGUCUCAUGGUGUCCAACCCGGCCAAAAGAGGCUGGCUUAUCAACCCCUUUGGAGAGCACCAGGCUUUCCCUGUGUGGCUCAUGUUUGCAUGCUGUGUCCCGGCUCUGCUUGUCUUCAUUCUUAUCUUUCUAGAGUCUCAGAUCACAACUCUGAUUGUGAGUAAACCUGAGAGGAAGAUGGUCAAAGGCUCUGGUUUCCACUUUGACUUGCUGGUUUUAGUCGGCAUGGGAGGGCUCAGCGCAAUAUUCGGCGUGCCGUGGCUGAGUGCUGCCACGGUGCGAUCCGUCACCCACGCCAACGCCCUCACCGUCAUGAGCAAAGGACCAAAACCUGUAAUUGAGAAGGUGAUGGAGCAGAGGGUCAGUGGCAUCCUGGUGGCGCUGCUGGUCGGUCUGUCAAUCCUGAUAGAGCCAGUCCUGAAGAUGAUUCCCAUGGCGGCCUUGUUUGGGAUCUUUCUCUACAUGGGAGUUACAUCACUCAGUGGUAUCCAGCUGUGGGAUCGUAUGCUGCUUCUGCUCAUCCCUAAGAAAUACCACCCAGAUGAACCCUACGCCACCAGAGUGAAAACAGGAAGGAUGCACUUGUUCACGGCCAUCCAGAUAGUGUGCCUCGCACUUUUGUGGAUUAUUAAGUCUAGUCCGAUAUCCCUCGCACUUCCCUUCGUACUCAUCCUCACCAUCCCUCUACGCAUGUUUAUGACUGGGCGUCUCUUCACCGAACUUGAAAUGAAAUGUCUGGAUGCCGACGACGCCAAAGUGACAUUUGAGGAGGAGCCAGGGCAGGAUGUAUACUUUGAAUCCCAGAUGCCAUUGUAAAUGUCGUCUGCGACAGCCACCAGCAGCAUUGCAUUUUAUCAAAAAAAAAAUCUAUUUAUUUUAUAUGAGGCUCAAAUGAAUGUUUCAUCUACCUAUGAGCACAAACAUGUUUUGAGUAUUUUUUCAUGAGUAGCGCAGAUACAAAUUCUAUCUUUAUAUUGAAAUACCAUCUUGAUCAAACUCCUGAAGAGUUUUAACAGUCACUCAGGUAAACUCUUUGCCUCAAGUUGUUUUGUCUCCUGUGCUUUAAAAGCCGCUGAAGCUGGAAAUUGUUGAGAAAAACAUUAACGUGUUUUUACAGAAUGGAAAGAAAUAAGAUAGACUCUUUAAACAUGCCAGUACUCUGAAACAAAUAGACUGAAUGCUGAGAGGAAAAUACUGUAGCACUAAAAAAGCCAAAAUCUGUAUGUUUGUCCAUGCAACCACACGUUGAAUGUAAUGCUGUAACAUGUGCCACUUGAGUUAUUGUUGUAUUCUCUUGUUUGAUGCUGAUGAAGUUAAAAAUCAAAAUCUCAGCUCAAAUGAUGUAUAAAUUAUGACGCAGUGAUGCAAUAGAUAUUUAAGCAAGAAUGAUCAACCUGGUAACACAGCAGAGGAAAAGGAAAACACCACAAUGCAGGAAGGAAAAACACUGACAUUUUUUACUGUGUUUUACAUUGCUGUCCUCUUGUUAUCUCUCUAUAAAUAAUAAACACUACCUCCCAAAAUA